CCAAUUCAAAGAUGGCGGAAGCACCUUUACGGACCUGCCAGUAUUUCUGUCACCAGUGUUCUGAAGAGAUUAGUCCUCGGCUUCCGGAUUACGCCUGUCCGCGGUGCGGGUCUGGCUUCAUCGAGGAAUUACCAGAGGAGAGAAGGACAGAGACUGGGUCCACAUCCACAUCGUCCACCGGUGGUCAGAACCGUCAUCCAUUUGAGAAUGUGGACCCGAGACUGUUUACCUUCUCACACCCGUACAACCAACUGGCUCUGGACAUCUUUGAAGAAGCUUUUGAUUUCGGGAUGGGUAUGCCAUCUGAGGAAGGGCGAGACACUGAGAACCAGCGCGAGGGGGAGAUGCCAUUACACCAGCGCUACAGGGCCAGACAACCUCUGGGGCGAUGGGUUCCCCGGAGACAAGGGACACGGCACGAAGGAGUGCCCACUCUAGAGGGAAUAAUUCAGCAGUUAAUAAAUGGAGUCAUUGCGUCAACAGCUCUGCCAAACGUGGGAAUGGUGCCAUGGGAAAUGCUACAUUCAAAUCCAAUGGACUAUGCAUGGAAUGGAGGUGAAUUAGAUGCCAUUAUAACACAGUUAUUAAAUCGGUUGGGAAAUACGGGUCCACCUCCUGCAGACCAAGAAAUGAUCAAAAACCUCCCGACAGUUCAGAUCACAGAGGAGCAUGUGGGAGCUGGUUUAGAAUGUCCCGUGUGUAAAGAAGAGUACACCGAGGGGGAAAGCGUUCGAGAACUUCCAUGCAGUCACCUCUUUCACAAUGACUGUAUCGUGCCCUGGCUCGAACAGCACGACACGUGUCCCGUUUGCAGGAAGAGCUUGAGCGGCCAGAACACAGCCACAGAUUCUCCCAACUUAUCAGGAAUGAACUUGUCACCUUCAUCAUCAUCAUCAUCCUCGUCCUCCUCUUCCUGAAGUUCCUCCAAUCACAAAAACGCUGCCGACAACUCCUAAAAUACCCACAAACAUACCAGCGCUGGAAACCGGCACCCACUACCUGCCAAAUGCGGGUGGUUUUGCUCAGCUUACCAGCUACAGUGAUACCCUUUGCACGGUGGUGUAUUCUGACGAGUGCUUGUCGAUACGCCAGCGUAAGCAGUCCUGUGAUUUGAUGGGAGCGUCGAAGUACCGCUGGUUCCACAACGCGUGCUGAGAGUGCAUUGGGCCCGAGUGUGUGGACUACGACAGCACAGUGGUGAAAUGCAUGAACUGGUCUCUUCUGAGAGCACUGACUCUCUCUCUCACACCUCUCUCUCUCUCUCUCUCUCUCUCUCUCCCUCUCUGCACAUGCACGAGUGAGUGGAGCGAUUUUGAAACUUUUUGUCCGUAUAUUUUCUUUUGAUGAAGUGGCUUGAGUUUUGGUGAGAGAGGUGUGUUUGCGUGCUUUUUUUUUUUUCUCCUCCCCCAUUUUUGUUUGGCAUGCGGAGUGUUGCGACCGGCACGUUGUGCUGGAAGCAUGGCGACUCCAAUUGCCAGUAUGUUUGAAAAAUGAACUCACCGAAAUGGCGUGAAGGUUGUGUGUAAGGUGAGCGUGCAAGAUUGCUGCUUGGCUGGAGGAAAUAUAAUGGGGCAUAAUAGCAUCAUGUCAGCCUCACGAAUGAACACCGCCAUUGUAAUCUUCCUCAAUUCAGGAGAUAAAGUAAAUAAAAUUGUGAGAAGUGGAGCAGUGAUUCAGGACUUCUUUACAACAGCGCUUCCUCUCCGUACUCUUGUCAAAAAAGAUAAUACUGUCCAAUGUGUGCUGCCUUUUCUUAAAGAUGAGGCAAUUAUAAAAGAGCUUUCCGACAAUAGUAAACUGAUCCCUCUGAUUUAAAAAAAAAAAAUCCCACAAGGCUGUAAAUCGCUGCUGGUAGAGCAUCGAGUGUCUCUUCGGAGACUAGUUUACAUGAUGCUCAAUAAGGUUGUUGAUGAGCUUGACCUGGUCAUGAAAUGUCAUGUGGACAGUUUUUGAAUUGCUAUUACUGACAUGAGAAUGAACUGUUUUAGCUGUGGUGAAACAGGACAUUUAAUCCGUGCAUGUCCAGAAAGGUUAAACCUCGAAGGGGUUACAGGCAGGAAUGCUGAGCGGACUGAGCCUGUUGGGCUCGAUGUACCCGAGUCCACUGUGGCUGACCCUGCCACAGCUACUCCCUCCAUGGCAGAGCCAGUUUAGAGGGGCCCCGAUGCUGCUGUGAGUGACGCAGCCUGCAUGGGGACGAUGCAAGUGAGCCAGAGCUCGCCGUGUCGGAGAUCCACACGGGCGAAACAGCAGCUGAACUCCCCAUGCAGACAGAGGAAAGGCAGGACAGCUGUGGUUGAUAUAAAAGAAAACGGAGAUACAGACAAACACCGGUUUUUCAAAUCUCUAGCAAAAGGAAGAAAAGGGCAACAAAUAAGUUUUUAAAAAAAAAUGAAAUGGAUGCAGAAAGAGAGAGUGACGCUAAAGGCCUCUGCAUGCUCGUGCGACAAGGCUUUCGCAGAUAGCUUUUCGCAGACAGUUGUAAUUUAUCGUUGAGCGGGGAGUAAUAGACGUGCGCGAUGUUAUUCACCGCCACAACGCAAGGUGGCGUGAAGUCGCUAGGAGUAGUUGGUGGGUGUGGUUAGUGGAGUGUUUAUCCUCCGGUUACUUAUAAUGACUGACUAGAACUUUUUUUUUUUUUUAUUAUAAUGACUAGAACUGGAGUCCUAUAGAUGUACGUACUUCCUCGAUCAACCGCUCUUCGUGCUGCUCCAUCUUCGCUCGUGUUUUUUAAAAUGCCGGUCGUGAAAACAAACCAAACCGGGAAAGUAGGGAAGCGGAAGUGCGUGUACAGCGGAUGUAGAGUGGACCAAUCGGAGCCCUCUUGUCUGCGAGGCUUCUGCGGUGGUCACAAUUUUUGGGAGGUGCGCGCAGAGCGUCUGUGAAGGUGGGGGGGCUACGCAGACACUGUCUGCGACGCUAUCUGCGAGGACUGGGUUGUCAGCAUAAAUUGGCCUUUACUCCACUACUCAAGCUGGUCAGUGUUUACAGACAGAUGAAGUGAAUGUGUUUUACCCAGCCACUGAGAUCAAGCAGUUUUUUUUUUUGCUUUUUUUUUUUUUUUAAUUUAUUUGCUAACAAAUACAAAGUAAAAAGGACAGAAUGAAACAAAUCAAUACAUACACAUGACAUACAACAGAAGCACUAACGUAACUAACAACAAUUUCAAAGGCUGGACAAUACUACUAAUAUGUUAACAAAGAGAUGUAACAGAACACAUGGAGACAAAUUCGACAAAGAUAAACAAGAGCUAUAUUGCUGUAUAGAGGAGGAUGGGUGGUUGAUUAGGGGUAAUGAAUGUGCAUAUGAGAUAGAGGAGGGUAGGUGGGGGGGAUUU
Molecule: messenger RNA, 3337 nt
Organism: Neoarius graeffei (lesser salmon catfish)
Lineage: Eukaryota; Metazoa; Chordata; Actinopteri; Siluriformes; Ariidae
Product: E3 ubiquitin-protein ligase RNF126-like
Exons: 10
Coding region: 12-917 (301 amino acids)
Biological process (GO): positive regulation of DNA-templated transcription; protein ubiquitination; ubiquitin-dependent protein catabolic process
Cellular component (GO): nucleoplasm; cytoplasm
Molecular function (GO): ubiquitin protein ligase activity
Source: RefSeq, a predicted model, not a curated record